AAAAACAACAAACACACUUUUGCGAAUUCUUUCAUCGAUUCAAAUUCAAAACCUCAUCUCUCUCUCUCUCUCUCUCUCUCUCUCUGGUUCGAAUUCUCACCGUCGCGUCGGCAUCGCAGAUCUGUACUUGUCGGAGUAUAUUUUUCCGUCGGAGGUAUCAGAUCUCGCCGAUCUGCUCUAGCUGCUACUGUAUUUUGGGUUUCAUCGCUUUGAUAUUGGGGAAACGAGGAGUAGAGUACGAUGGAGAAUCUGAUCUCUCUGGUUAACAAGAUACAGAGAGCUUGCACAGCUCUCGGAGACCAUGGAGACUCCGGUGCUCUACCUACUCUUUGGGAGUCCUUGCCUGCGAUUGCCGUCGUUGGUGGUCAGAGCUCAGGGAAGUCUUCAGUCCUGGAGAGCAUCGUCGGAAAGGAUUUUUUACCUCGUGGAUCUGGCAUUGUUACUCGAAGGCCCCUUGUCUUACAGUUGCAAAAGAUUGAUGAUGGAACCCGGGAGUAUGCAGAGUUUCUUCACCUCCCGAGGAAAAGAUUUACUGAUUUUGCUGCUGUGAGGAAGGAGAUCCAAGAUGAGACUGACAGAGAGACUGGACGCAGCAAGGCUAUUUCUAGUGUUCCCAUUCACCUUAGCAUAUACUCUCCCAAUGUUGUCAACUUGACACUGAUAGAUCUUCCAGGGCUUACAAAAGUUGCUGUUGAUGGACAAUCUGAAAGUAUAGUGAAGGACAUUGAAAACAUGGUUCGGGGCUACAUUGAAAAGCCCAAUUGCAUCAUUUUGGCAAUUUCACCUGCAAACCAAGAUCUUGCUACCUCAGAUGCAAUUAAAAUUUCCCGUGAGGUUGAUCCAUCGGGUGAGAGAACUUUUGGUGUCUUGACAAAGAUUGAUCUUAUGGACAAGGGGACUGAUGCAGUGGAAAUUUUGGAAGGGAGAUCUUUUAAACUUAAGUAUCCAUGGGUUGGUGUUGUCAACCGUUCCCAAGCAGAUAUUAACAAGAACGUCGACAUGAUUGCGGCUCGGAGAAGAGAGAGGGAAUACUUUUCCAAUACUACCGAGUAUAGGCACCUUGCUCAUAAAAUGGGUUCCGAGCAUUUGGCAAAGAUGCUGUCCAAGCAUCUUGAACAUGUGAUCAAGUCGAGAAUUCCAACCAUUCAAUCUCUUAUUAACAAAACAGUAUUACAGUUGGAAACUGAACUAAGUCGCCUUGGAAAGCCUAUUGCAGCUGAUGCAGGGGGGAAAUUGUACUCAAUAAUGGAGAUAUGUCGGCUUUUUGAUCAAAUAUUCAAGGAACAUCUUGAUGGAGUGCGUGCUGGUGGUGAAAAGGUGUAUAACGUGUUUGAUAACCAGCUUCCUGCGGCUCUGAAGAGGCUCCAGUUUGACAAACAACUAGCGAUGGACAACAUCCGAAAGCUGGUCACUGAGGCUGAUGGUUACCAGCCUCACUUGAUUGCUCCUGAACAAGGUUAUCGUCGCCUCAUUGAGUCUUCUAUUGUCUCCAUUAGAGGCCCUGCUGAAGCAUCUGUUGAUACCGUUCAUGCCAUCUUAAAGGAUCUGGUUCACAAGUCUGUGAAUGAGACUGUGGAACUGAAGCAAUACCCAGCCCUGAGAGUGGAGGUUACAAACGCAGCUAUAGAGUCGCUGGAUAAAAUGCGGGAAGGAAGUAAGAAAGCAACACUGCAGCUGGUUGACAUGGAGUGCAGUUACCUCACUGUUGAUUUCUUCAGGAAACUUCCCCAGGAUGUUGAGAAGGGUGGUAACCCCACACACUCCAUUUUUGACCGCUACAACGAUUCCUAUCUCAGACGAAUCGGAUCCAAUGUUUUGUCUUACGUGAACAUGGUCUGUGCUGGCCUGCGGAAUUCAAUCCCCAAGUCCAUUGUCUACUGCCAAGUCCGAGAAGCCAAGCGCAGCCUCCUUGACCAUUUCUUUGCCGAGCUCGGUACCAUGGAUAUGAAGAGGCUCUCGUCGCUAUUGAACGAAGAUCCAGCAAUCAUGGAGAGUCGCACUGCCAUCUCUAAGCGGCUGGAGUUGUACCGAGCUGCCCAAUCAGAGAUUGACGCUGUCACUUGGUCCAAGUGAAUACAGCAUCAUAUACCGUCUGUUUUACUUGGUUCUGGUCGGGGUGGCUCAGACCCGGAACAGAAAAUUAGGUUCUGUAAUUUUUAUAAGAUGAUCUUCUCGAUACAUGCAGUAUCGCUUUAUAACGUCACAUUGUUUGCCCUGCCUCUUUGUCUUUUGUCCAUCACCCGAUAUGUUAUGUAGUUCUUUAUAUAACAUUCACAUUGUUUGUUUGGCCACUCUGUUCUUUUUGUCCAUCACCCGAUGAAGAUACUCUUGAGCUUUACAUAUCA
Messenger RNA from Capsella rubella, 2345 nucleotides. RefSeq names its product dynamin-related protein 1A. Bases 241 to 2073 code for a protein of 610 amino acids. Gene Ontology annotation, molecular function: GTP binding; microtubule binding; GTPase activity. The transcript is spliced from 16 exons. Gene Ontology annotation, cellular component: cytoplasm; microtubule; plasma membrane. Gene Ontology annotation, biological process: receptor-mediated endocytosis. The record is from RefSeq and is a predicted model, not a curated record. Lineage: Eukaryota; Viridiplantae; Streptophyta; Magnoliopsida; Brassicales; Brassicaceae.